GCCGAGCGCCGCGUCUCGGGAGUUGAUGGCAGCACCACUGUGCGGCCGUCCGGCCGAGCGCGGAGCGCAGCCACACGCCGCUGCCCAGGGAGCGCCCAAGAUGUGGGGGGACCGGGGCGGCAGCGGCCGUAGCAGCGCCAGGGACGGGGGCACACAGCAGCCUCCGCUCGCCCGCCUGUCCUGACCUGCCUCCCUUGCCCCCAAAGAAUGUCAGCCAAGUCUAAGGGGAACCCCUCCUCGUCCUCUCCAGCCGAGGGGCCGCCGGCAGCCUCCAAAACCAAGGUGAAGGAACAGAUCAAGAUCAUCGUGGAGGAUCUGGAAUUAGUCCUGGGCGACCUGAAGGACGUGGCCAAGGAACUUAAGGAGGUGGUUGACCAGAUUGACACCCUGACCUCUGACCUACAGCUGGAGGAUGAGAUGACUGACAGCUCCAAAACAGACACGCUGAACAGUAGCUCAAGUGGCACAACAGCUUCCAGCCUAGAGAAGAUCAAAGUGCAGGCUAAUGCACCACUUAUUAAACCCCCAGCACACCCAUCUGCUAUCCUCACAGUCCUGAGAAAGCCAAACCCUCCACCACCUCCUCCACGGUUGACACCUGUGAAGUGUGAAGACCCCAAAAGGGUGAUUCCAACUGCCAAUCCCCUAAAGACCAAUGGCACCCUUCUACGAAAUGGAGGCUUACCAGGUGGACCUAACAAAAUUCCAAAUGGAGAUAUCUGCUGCAUACCCAACAGUAACUUGGACAAGGCUUCAGUGCAGCCUCUGAUGCAUAGACCUGAAAAAGACAGAUUUACCCAGGCAGGGCCUCGAGAACGAGUUCGGUUUAAUGAAAAAGUACAGUACCAUGGCUAUUGUCCUGACUGUGAUGCCCGGUAUAACAUAAAAAACAGGGAGGUCCACUUACACAGCGAACCUGUCCACCCACCAGGAAAGAUUCCUCACCAAGGCCCUCCCCUCCCUCCUCCACCCCAUCUCCCUCCUUUCCCACUAGAAAAUGGGGGACUGGGAAUAAGCCACAGUAACAGCUUCCCCCCUGUCAGACCUGCAACUGUGCCUCCUCCCACUGCACCAAAACCACAGAAGACGAUCUUGAGGAAAUCAACCACUACAACCGUGUGAUGUAUGCCAUUAAAAAAACAAAACAAAAACAAAAACAAAAAAAAUCUGAUUUUUAAAAUUUUCUAUAUUAUAAAAUAAUAAGUAAUGAGCACCUUCUACUCAAGCAAUAAAAAGCCCAAAUAUAUUAAUCCUGCAUUCAGCAAAGUGGCAUAAAAAUCACCUGGUAAGUAUGCAGCACAUUGCUUAUAUCCUGGGUAUGCAUUAUUUUAAAUGUUGUAUCAUUUAAGACCUCAGAAUGAUGAAAAAUAUGAAUGCAAUGUUUUUGCAAUUGACCUACGACAAACUGUGAACCUGCAGAUUUCACCUAUUUUGAUUUACUGUAAGAGCUGGGAUUUGAUUCAUUUUAUUUAUGCCUAAGUCAUCUAUGCAUUAACAUGUCAUAUUCUUAACUUUGAUCUAAUGCUUUUUACUAGGACAUUUUAAUACUGGAGGACUAUUUUAUUAUUUUUUUCUAAAGAUGUUUGUCACUAGUUUUUCAUUAUUAAAUGCUGAGGACAAUACCAAGAAGUUUAUUUUCUAUAUUAUACAAUUAUGAAUUAUAUGCUCAGCUAUAUAUGUAAUAAAAUACUUUGGUCUGUGGAAAUAUCGUUAUAUCAAUAAACAAUAGUAAAUAAUGAUAAAAACCAAAUGUUCCUCAGAAUUAAAAUGAAGUAGUGAUUCAUUUAAUCUCAGUUUAACAUUCAUCAAAAUGAGUAGCCAAUCUGAUGGAGUUUGGAGAAGUUACAGUGAGUGCAUAUCCGAAUUUCCUAAAUGAAAUAUCAUACUCCACAUCAUAAAUAGAAAUUUACACACUGCAUAUGUUAUACUUCCAUUUGGUACUUCAAGAACCUUCUCUUGAACUCUCCCUAUGUUGCCAAGCCCUCCUCAUACUCAGCAUUCUUCCAGGAUGUACCAUAAACUAUUACAGUGAGUCUGUGGGGUGCUUUGCCUCCUGAAUUAGCAAGCUCUCUGCCUCCCCAAGUGAACUCACAUUUAUAAGAGAAUUAUAGGGGAAAAUCUAAGUGCUUCUGGUAUGAGGAUGAGUUCAGCAUUGGCCGUAAUCUUUUCCCUCUCAGAAUUGAAAGAUACAAUGGGCUGUUGCUGUUCUCUAAAAGAAAGAGAAGGAAUCUUUCCUUCUAACAUCAAAUAAAAAUCCUUCUCUUCAGUCUUAUUUACUAACUUCAGAAACUUUACCGCCCUACCAUGGGCCACAUUUAGCUUCCAAUUGCAUUAAUUUCAACUGAGGAGAUAUUUUGUCUUGGAGCUAGAAAUGAGUUUCUCUCCUUUACAGUUAUGAUGAGGACAGGUUCCUGAAAACAAAAUUGGUUCAUUUAGUGGUAAGAGUAAAGGGAGUCAUCUUUGGUGGAAAUGUAUUUAUUGCACAACUUGAUAAAGAAUCAAGUGGCUUUGUGAACAUUUGGCUUUCGAUCUCAAAACUGUAAUCCUUGUGCAGAGAGGUAGCCUUCAAUCAUAUUUCUCUUUGUUUCCUUUUUCAAGCUAUAUCAUGGUAAUUUGGAAUAGUGUCUUUGACAGCUUCUUAUUAAAAAUGAUUAUAUAUUUUAUAUGGAAUACAAAAAGAAAAUAGGCCUUAUUUUAUGAAGGAACAAUCAAAUUAGUGAAAAUCAGAAUGUCAUGUUAAAUAUUUCGUCAGCAUGCAUUAUAUUUUGUAGGUGCUGGACAUGAAGAUAAGGAAAGCAAAAUAAUCCAACUUACAAUAAUCAGAAAGUUACAAAACAUAGAUCCAUAAUCAAGAAAGGCCACAAUCUAAAAUUUCUUAACUGUAUUAUUUAUUAGUAUGUUUUUGAUAGAUAUGAGUCACAUAAAUAAAUAAUAGACUUAUUAAAUACAAAAAUAAUGUGUUCUUAACUUUUUAAUGCAUGUAUUUAGUCUUGAUAGAAAUAAAACCAGGGUUUUAUCAUAUUUCUAUAGUUAAAUAAUUACUUCCUUUCACAUGUCUACCAAGAGCUAGACCCUUAAAUAUUAUAAACAAUUGUAGAGACAUGCAGUUUUCUUUCUUCAAUGCAUCUUGCCUUUUCAGCCAGUUACUGUGACCUAAUAAUCACCCUGUAGCUUAAGACUGUGACACUUUUCGAUGCCUAGGAACCAACCCUGAUCUCAAGGUAUAACUUUCUAGCAACCACACACCACCCACAGAACAGAUAAUUUCCUUGCAAUAAAGCAAGAUGAAUAAAUUGAAUCAUUCAAGCUGGUUGACUAAGGACAUUGAGCCAGAAGCCUAAAAACAACCUCAGAGUUCCAAAUCCAUUUCUCUUUCUCUAAGUACAGACAAAGCUUCUCCAUGAAAGAUCAUAUUUUUCUGUGUGAUUGGUGACAUAUGCCAAAACUACACCUGUUUUUAUUCACAGAAAUAACUAAUUACUGGCUUAGAAAUCUGAGUUGAAUACCAUCCCCAAAAUGUUACAGUUUUGACCUUACUAAUAAGGACCUUACUCUCUUAUGAUAGUUUAUUUAUAAUCAACAUUUAAUAUUAGAUUAUAGCAGUUAGGACUUAUUUUGAAUUUAUUUAUUCCAUGCUAUUUCAUUUUUUAUUAAUGCAUGGCAUAUAUUUUGCCAAUAGGUUUUCUUGCCCAGGUGAUAAUUUUGCAGCAUUCACUGAAACUUAGUUAUAUUUUUACAUAUAUACAAACUUGUAAAACAAAAACCAAUUAACAUAAAGCAUCAUAUUUGCCUGCAAACUUGUAAUUAAAGUGUCAUUAGUGACAGCACAGUUUUUUUAUAAUCAACCAACAUUACUUUCAAAAUGUAAAUGUUGAAGUGUAAGCUCUGUGUAUCAUCCAUUAAAUUAUCAUAAAAUAUAGUACAUAUUUCCUCUUCCUAAAGACCUUAAACAGAAAUGUUUUCCUCAAAUACUUGAAACUGUGUUUUGUUAACCGUGUGCAUUUGAACAUUUUUAUUUACACAUAGUGUUUACCACAGAGCUAGGAUUCAUACUCCCUUGAAGGUGAUGUUUCCACAAAAUGUAAAAUGGUAAUACACUUUUUAGGAAAAUAUCCAUUCAUACUGUAAACAUUGAAUAUAUUUCAAAAGGCAUGGUACUCAUUAAUUAAAUUGGAAUACAUAAUAUUUGUUUUUUUACUUUAGACAAAGAUUAUCCCAUUUUUGGAGUUUUUUGUACUUCUACUGAUGAAAAGUGAAUAUAAAAUAAAAAUUGACGAAAGUUGUCUUCCAUCUACCAGUAGUUAUAGCAGUUGUAAAGGGAAAUAAAACACAUUUUUAAGAUUGUGCUUAAGCCAAGUCUAAAAAUAUCUUCACAAAAAUAGAAGGGCAUACAGAAACAAAUUUUUCACUUUUCCAAUUUGAUGUUAUUCAUUUAUUCCCUCAUUCAUUGAAUAAUAUUGGAACAAAUGAUUAUAUUAGCAGAAGUGGUUUAAUUAACCUAAAUUAUCCUGUGUUUGAAUUAUAACUGCAUCUUAAUUAUUAAAUGAAUAAAGGAAUAUGAUACAGCUGACAUGGCUUUCUGUGGACAGAUCAGCAUGUCCAGGGCAGCAGCUACUCACAGUCUUUGAAACUAUACAAGACCUUGAAUCUAUAGAGAAUCUACAGAGUCUAAUUAUAGCUCUUUUUUGGUGCUCCGUGAAGAAAAGUCUGAGUAAUUCUGCAUAUAAUUGCAUAGGGAAUGGUGUUAUCAAGUCAUUAAUCACUGCCUUGACUGAAUUUUUUUCCAUGGAUUAUAUGUGAUAAUGCGAUGCUGAGUCUUGUAAUUAUCCUGAAGACUUUGUUUCUUGCUUCUAAUUCUCUGUCACCAGCACAUUUUGCUAUGACUUACGCUCCAAGUUGUAGCAAAAGAUUACAUUGUAAUGUACUUUGAUAAAAUACUGAUGAUUUCUAAGUGGGGAAAGUAUUUAUGAACGAUAAAGUUCUAUAAAAAGGCAUAUUACAAAAGUAGAUAAAGUGCACAGCAUCUGAAAAUUACUAGACAUUUUCACAAAACCACAUCACAUUCUCUGGGUCAAUGUGUAACUGACACUGUUUAAAUGUUUACAGUAAGCGUUUUGGAGUUUACGAAUUCUUCAAGUUACAUGAUUCUGAAAUACUGGUAGAUGUGAUGCUACGAUUAGGGCACAUGGUAGUGUUGAACGUAAAACUGCAGUUAGCCUUAUCUUUGUGGAGUAGCAGUUACGUAGGCUGUCAUUUCAUUUGAAGCAUUUGGAUUUAUCAUGCUCAUCUGCUGGAGAAAAAAAAACCUGAAGUGUAAUAUAAAGAAGCUUUUCAAAUAGCUCUCUCUUUAAAAUAUAGUUAAAUCAACAUAGGGUAUAGAAUUGUGUGAA
Molecule: messenger RNA, 5390 nt
Organism: Cebus imitator (Panamanian white-faced capuchin)
Lineage: Eukaryota; Metazoa; Chordata; Mammalia; Primates; Cebidae
Gene: PRR16
Product: proline rich 16
Exons: 2
Coding region: 208-1122 (304 amino acids)
Biological process (GO): positive regulation of cell size; positive regulation of translation
Source: RefSeq, a predicted model, not a curated record